AUGCUGGCAAAAAUAUUUUUUGAGGGCGGCAAUCUAUUCCCAAUUGAACGCAGACCUGGCAUUUAA
Molecule: messenger RNA, 66 nt
Organism: Spirodela intermedia
Lineage: Eukaryota; Viridiplantae; Streptophyta; Magnoliopsida; Alismatales; Araceae
Source: the annotation of a GenBank genome assembly